Messenger RNA from Saccostrea cuccullata (small rock oyster), 1099 nucleotides. RefSeq lists its product as uncharacterized. NCBI's taxonomy places the organism in Eukaryota, Metazoa, Mollusca, Bivalvia, Ostreida, Ostreidae. The coding region runs from base 1 to 1065 and encodes 354 amino acids. The transcript has 3 exons. The record is from RefSeq and is a predicted model, not a curated record.
AUGAAUUUAGCUUAUACACCAACAGCUAUUGCUGUUUGCAACCCCCAGAGUGUACAAUGUGACCCUGACCCUCUACUGGAGGAGAACCUUGCCCUGAGGAAAGAGUUGGAGGAUCUCAAGAGAGAACGUGAUCGGCACAAAUGGAGUGCAGAGAAGAUUGCCAAUGAUGAUGGAAAGACCAAGUAUUACACUGGGCUACCUUCCUUUGCAGUGUUCACCUGGCUUUUCAAUUUCCUGAGACCUAAGGCAGAGAGAAUGAGGUAUUGGGUUGGUUCCAACACAGACCAGGAUUCAGACAGACAGAGAGUAUCAAUAGGCUCAUUGGGAUUGAUCGACCAGUUAUUUGCUGUUCUCAUCAGAUUAAGACUCGGCCUCUUCACAUCAGACUUAGCUUACAGAUUUUGUAUUUCAGAGAGUACUUUUUCGAAAUACUUUUCCACCUGGAUUUCUUUACUCUCCUGUGAACUUAAGUCUCUCAAUCCAUUUCCUACUCGAGAUAUUAUUGAUAGAACUAUGCCAUUAUCUUUCAAAGCUAAGUAUUCUUCUGUUAGAGUUAUACUUGACUGUACAGAGCUUUUUAUACAGAGGUCUUCAAAUCUUGAAAAUCAGAGUUUAACAUAUUCUAACUAUAAACACCAUACAACUGUGAAGUUUCUUGUUGGUAUCACACCAUCAGGUGUUAUUUCUUUUGUUUCUGUAGGCUGGCCAGGUAAGAUAUCAGACAGAGAACUGACAAUGAAUUCAGGUAUCUUAGAUUUAUUAGAUGAAAAUGACAGUGUCAUGGCUGACAAAGGCUUUACAAUAAGAGAUCUGUUGGAAAAAAAGAAAUGUAAAUUGAACAUACCCCCAUUUAGAGGUGUUAGUCCACAGUUUUCACCAGAUGAGGUAUUUGAAACUCAGGAGAUAGCUUUUUUAAGAAUUCAUGUAGAGAGGAGCAUAGGUAGAGUGAAAAAAUUUCACAUUUUAGAUGGUGUUAUGCCUCUAACCUUGAAACCACUUAUCACCAAGAUUUUUCAGGUUAUUUGUUGGCUUACAAAUCUGGAUGUUCCACUUGUUAAUAAUUAAUAUUUGUACAUGUAUUUAUUCCAAAUAUACAUUA